Messenger RNA from Camellia sinensis, 4301 nucleotides. RefSeq names its product RING/FYVE/PHD zinc finger superfamily protein. Lineage: Eukaryota; Viridiplantae; Streptophyta; Magnoliopsida; Ericales; Theaceae. Gene Ontology annotation, cellular component: nucleus. The record is from RefSeq and is a predicted model, not a curated record.
CACCAUGUCAUCAUUGUGACAUGGAGUAGCCAAUUUUUACCCCUCAGAUCCUUCUCCUCUCUCUUACGCCUCUCUCUCUCUCUCUCUCUCUCUCUCCAUCUCUAUCCCCACCCAAUCGUCCCUCUCGCGCGCAGAGAUCGUCCCUGCCUCUCUCUUCCCUGUGUUUUAUCUGUCUCUAAACCCUAAACCCUUUGGAUCUCUAUCUUCGAUCCAUCUGCGAAACCCAAAACCCUUGAAAUCGACUCCGAAAAUGAAGACGAAGUAGAAACAAACCCUAAGACGAAGCAAAUGAAGCCGAAACCCCUAAACCACACACAAACCCUAAGACGAAGCAAGCAGAUGAAGAAGAUGAACAAGACGAAAGCUUGAGAUUGCUGAAAUCGUCUGAAAUCCGGUUAGGGAACAGAACACGAAGCUAUGAAAAGCCGUUCGCACCGACUUCCGAUAUCGGACUCUCCUGAUGACUGGGUCGAUGGUUCAUGGACUGUGGAUUGUGUCUGUGGGGUGAAUUUUGACGACGGGGAGGAGAUGGUCAACUGUGAUGAGUGUGGCGUGUGGGUGCACACUCGGUGUUCACGCUAUGUCAAGAGUGAGAAAUCAUUUGCUUGUGACAAAUGCAAGAGCAAGAACACCAGGAAUGAUAGCGAGGAAACUGAGGUUGCUCAGUUGUUGGUUGAGCUACCCACUAAAACAUUGAGGAUGGAUAAUCCGUACCCAUUGAGUGGUCCUCCUCGGCGUCCAUUUAGGCUUUGGACCGACAUACCCAUUGAGGAGAGAGUACAUGUUCAAGGCGAAUUAUCUAUUGCUAUUUCUGGUGGUGAACCUGCCCUUUUUGGUGGUUUGUCAACCAUCUUCACUCCGGAGCUGUGGAAAUGUACAGGUCAUGUGCCCAAAAAGUUCAAUUUUCAGUACACGGAGUUUCCUUGUUGGGAUGAGAAGCCGGAAGCCAAUGCUAAAAUUGAAGAGGAAAUAGAAAAUCCUGUUGACAAAGGUGCUGGUGUUCUGUUCUUGUUGUCAAAGGAGAAUGCUGUGGAUACCCAUGUGCCAAGUUUGACUGGCAUGAAAAGAGAAGUUGACACAGGUGGAGGUGACAGGCUGGCGCCUUCAAAAGAUGUGAAGAAGUUGGAGGGUGAGAACAUAGGUGUGAGACAUGCAGAGGAUGGUGUGAAGAAAGAUAAGGCCUUACUGCGACCCUUUGUGAUUCAUUCCGGUAAGCACAAGAAAGAGCACUCUGGGGCAUCCAAAGAUUUAAGUGGAAAAAAGAAGGUCAAGGUUGUUGAUAAAGAGGGGGAUGCUAAGAAGAGAGCUCCACAGGUUUCAAAAACAGCUUCUACACCACUCUCAAGUGAUGCAAAGCAAUUGGAAUUUUAUGAAGAUAGAGGUUCUAAGAGUGUCAAGACGGAUACUCAUUAUAUCAAUAAUGUGGAUUUGAAGGACACUUUGCCCAAAGAUAUUUUAUCAGGUAGUUGUCCUGUUGUGGAGCACAAUGUUGACAAGCCCAAGGACAACCUUGCUUCUAGUGAGCACCCUUCAGUAGCCUUAGUUUCAGAUGUGUCUAGACAUAAUAUUUCAGUCGGAGCAAGACUAAUGGAAGAGAAAGCUGGCCAUCAAGUUUCUGCAAGCAGUGAGAGUUCUAAAACUGAAAAUGGCAUGGCGCCAUUGUUUGAAUGCAAUGAUCUUGGAAGUGUUCCCAUAAAAGAAGAGGAGGUUGCCGUAGGUCAUGAUAAUGCGAAUGAUAGCGGAGGAGGUUCUUUUGUAAAUGCUGGCAUGGGCCUUCAAAAAUUAGAGCCCUUCGUGGAACAUAUCAGUACUGCUGUUGUGGAAGUAAAAGAUGAUCAGAGUUGUCAAGAUCCAAGUGGUGAUAUGCGCCAGAGCUCUUUAGAGCCUGGUGCUAAAGUAAAUACAGAAGCACAUUUUGAUCAUUUGCAAGAGGCAUUCAAUGUUGAAUCUUCCACUCUUAGUGAUGUAAAGUUGGAGGACUUGAAACCGUUGGUUCAACACUCAGGGACUUCUGCUGAUCACUUGUCUGCUAAUGUUGAAAUAAAUGAUACAGCUGUAACCAGUUUGCAGUCCAGUGACCUAAAGGUGCAAGAUGUUGACAGAAGCGUAGCAGCAGUGAGGAAUUGUCAAACAGAUACAGCUGGUCAAUUUUCUUGUGAUCCCUGUCAACCCAAGCAACAAUUGGAGGAGUUGGAAGGUUCCAUUGCAGUGGGGAAAAGUUCUUCAGAACUUGAACAUGACUCAAGAGCUUCCGAGGAGCCAUCAAAAUUAAGCAGUGCAAUUGUAAGCCCCCCAGCACCACUCAGCCAGCGUAAAAUGGCAGCAUCUGUUGGGAAAUCAUCAACUUCAUCGACCAUUGUGAUCUCAAAACCACCUGUUUCUGAUAAUCGUAAGCCUACAAAUGCCCAGAAUCAUAAUCAUGUUACAAAACGGGGAAUACCUGACUGCAGUAUUGGUAAGAGUGGAUCAACUGAUGUGGUCAGGGGUGAAGACAGGCAUGAAGUGCCUAGGAAAAUAUUGAAAGAACGUUCAAAACCCUCUGUCAGUUCUGUGUUGAAAGCGUCACAUUCAAGCAGGAUUUCACAUGCUUCUGAUUCCAAGAAAACUGUGUCAGAUUCCAAGGAUCGGGUGCUGUAUUCAUCUUUUAAAACAUCUUCAGCACAGAAUAUUGGACAUACUUCAGGCUCUGGUGAUCCUGUCAGUUCAUUGCAAACUCAAAGUGCAUCACAUGUUCAAAAUAAGAUUUCAGCUUCAGGCCUACAGCAGAGAAGUGAAAAGGUUACCCAGUCAAAUACCCAGCCAUCAACUAAGGUGAACCACACAGUGCAAAUGCAACCUCCUGCAUCUUCAAACUCUCCGGCAACACUUAGUGAUGAAGAGCUUGCUUUACUCUUGCAUCAAGAACUCAACAGUUCUCCUAGAGUUCCUCGAGUACCACGCAUGCGCCACACUGGUAGCUUACCUCAGUUGGCUUCCCCAACUGCUACAAGCAUGCUGAUCAAGCGGACGUCUAGUUCUGGAGGAAGAGAUCAGAGUUUGGUUGCUAGAAGAAAAAGCAAGGAUAUAGCUAAAGAUGGGUCUCGCAGUUCUCGUGAGAUUGAUGAUGAAGCUAAGAUGGACAGAUUGCCGCCUUCACCUGAUCAGAGGAGACAUGAUUCCGCAUGCCCAGCAGACACUAAGAAGGAAUCAGACAGUGGAUCUGGGAAAGGAUUACAUGCUGUCAAGAAGAGUGCUCCAGGCUCCACUGCGACUCUGAGCAGUGGUCCAUCUUCCUCCACUGAGGCUAAUGAACAAAAUUUGUCAUCCAUGCGUAACUCACCUCAAAAUGCCUCUGAGGAUGAUACUGGCACCAUUGGGGGCCCUACACAUCGCACUUUACCAGGGUUGAUUGCUGAGAUUAUGAGCAAAGGAAAACGCAUGACGUAUGAAGAACUCUGUAAUGCAGUGCUGCCGCACUGGCCUAACUUGAGGAAGCAUAAUGGAGAGCGCUAUGCAUAUUCAAGUCACUCACAGGCUGUUCUUGAUUGCCUGAGGAACCGAUAUGAAUGGGCUCAGUUGGUAGAUCGCGGUCCGAAGACCAAUGCAAGUAAAAAGAGGCGUAAGCUAGAUCCUGAGGCGCCGAGUUUUGAAUCAGAGGAUAACGUGUAUGGCAAGGACAUGACAUCGAAGGAGGUAGACAGUAAAAGUUUUGAGUCGCAUCGAGAAGAGUUCCCAAAGGGCAAGAGGAAAGCACGAAAACGAAGGCGACUGGCUUUGCAAGGGAGGGGCAUUAAAGAUGUUAGGAGGCGGCGCAAAGCAAAUUUGCUUAGUGAUGAUGAUGAUGAUGUCUCAUUUUCUACUUCUAGUGAGGAAAGUUUGUUUAGUGAUGAAGAAGAGAUACAAGGAGGCGGUGCAUGUCCAGUUGCGAGCGAAGCUUCUACCAGUUCAGCUGAAAUGACAACUAUGUCAUAGUAGUAGGUUUUUUUUUUUUUUUUUUUUUUUUUUGGAUUCAUGAUUGUUUUUUUUUAUCAAAGUCUUGGAAGAGGCUUUAUCCAUGUAAUAUUAGUCCUUGCAAUGCAUCCUUGUAGAUCUGUAUGAGGUUGUUUAGUUGUCUUCUUUGAUAUCCUUAUCCGAUAGAUUAACAGUGCGAUGGUGGUGCUACCUUCAAUGUUGAAAAUGUAAAAUACUAUUGUACAUAUAGAAGAAUAUGUCUUUGGAAACAUAUUCAGGAAGCAUUUUUUGUAAUAUGAUGUGUAGGCAGGCAUUCUAGUGAUCUGAAUUUCUGAAAAACUGAUUUGUGAAGAUUAUUAUUGUGUUGGAUA